AACUCCUUUAAAAACCCAGGGAAAAGAAACCGCCCAUCACACACCCCAGCACACCAGCGGAGGAAACUUAUAACCUCAGGAGGCAGAUCCCUCCCCUCACUGCGGUCACAUACCUCCAGAAGAGCGGACCAGGCAGCUGCCAGCUCGGGCCACUUACAGUGUCUGCCUCUGUCACCAGAUCCUCCAGAACUCUCUUCACUAACGAGUCACUAGAAAAGCCAGGAUGUUGGUGCUACUGGCUGGCAUUUUUGUGGUCCACAUCGCCACUGUUAUUAUGCUCUUUGUUUCCACCAUUUCCAAUGUUUGGGUGGUUGGCCUCAAUAGUUCCAUAUUUUUCAAUGGAUCUGCAGGUCUUUGGAAAAACUGUUCUGAUGGUAAUUGCGGUGACCUGUUAUACGGACAUGAAGGUGCCCUGAAGAGUUCGCAAGCCUUCAUGAUCCUGUCUAUCAUCUUCUCUGUUGUCGCCCUCAUGGUCUUCAUAUUCCAACUCUUUACCAUGGAAAAGGGAAACCGGUUCUUCCUCUCGGGCGCCUCCAUGCUGGUGUGCUGGCUGUGUAUUUUGAUUGGAGUAUCCAUCUACACUAAUCGCUACACCAAUGCAGAAGCGACCUUUCCAAGCUCAACCAUCCACCAUGGCUACUGCUUCAUCUUGGCCUGGAUCUGCUUCUGCUUCAGCUUCAUCAUUGGCAUUCUCUAUCUGGUCCUCAGGAAGAAAUGAGGCUGAACCAGCAUUUGGGAUAUCUGGGGGGUGGGGAAGAAGAAGCAGUCGAAUCUGGGAGGGAAGUGGAAGUCACUGUGUGGGAAAAACCAAGGAAAGGGAGGGGUUCAGGGAGGGGGAAGGAAGAGUGGGAGAGGUCCAAACCCAAACCAUUCCUGGGAAGAUUCUCUACUGUUAAGCCCCUGCCUUGGGAGGAAGUCAUUAGCUUGUGUUUGAUGAUCCCUUGUUGCAGCCAGAAAACCUCCGUGUGCUGUCAGACUUGGCUUCCAGCUGUCCUUAGUUACAUGUAUGACUUGGGGCCCCAUUAGCUGCCACAUCACUGGCUUGACUUCUGGGGUGAAUUCUGAGUCAGGCCCUGAAAUCUUGAAGACUUACUACACCAAGUACAAAUAGCAAACAGUGGUACAAGUUCUGGCAAGAGCAGGUCCUGUCUCUGGGCUAUGUUAAGCCUGGAAGCCACCCUGCCUUUGUACCCAAGGCAGAAACAUCACAUUCCCAUCUGAAAGUGCCUAUAGGAGACUUUUGGCCAGGGAGCCACUAUGCCUCUGUAGACCAGAUAUUUAACUCCAUGGAAUUCAGCGACAUCUGUGACAAAAGGGGAAGCAGAGAGAUAAUUUAUAAGGCCAAGUCCACCGGUGGGUUAGCUAAUCCAAGAGGACUUUUCCCCACAGAAGGACUGGGGAGGGGCAGAACCCAGCCAAACCUCACAGCCACUCCUCACAGGGUCCUCUUGUUGUGGACCUUGUCAGGCUCUAGCUUAAAGCCAAGGCAGCUCUUCUGGAAUUUCUCUAGAGCCACUGAUGAUCAAUUCAGUAGUGAAAGCACCACACAAACUGUAGGAUCAAGGGCACUCUUAUCUAGUACUAUAUUAAGGUUAUAUUUUUUUGAAUUACCCUCAAUGCGGGCAACAUUUCUUGUAAAUAUAUAACAAGAGAGAGAUGGAUAGGGCUCCUCGUGACAUGAUUCUGUUACUCUUCCUCUGGAUUGUAACUUCUGAGGAAGCUUUAUCUAAUCCAUUUUGGAGAUUAGGGCUUCUGGGCUUGGUGGUCACUCACACUUUGACACUGGCUGGAGUGGUGACUUCUCAGAGGCCAUGCCUCCUUCCCAGGUGAGGGCAUGAUAAUUUAGGAAGCUAAUUCACACACACACACACACACACACACACACACACACACACACCAAAACCAAUCAACAGAUCCUUGGGUGAAAGGUGCUAUAUAAUUGUGAAGUAUUAAGCAUACCAUAUUUUAGUUGUGAGAAAAAUGGAGUAUUUGUUUGGGGGGGAUCCUAUGAAAUUAAUAAAAAUACAGGUGAUGGAGAGAUGAUGUUUUUUAAAAAAAAAGUACCAAAAAUUGUUGGGGUACCUGGUCAGACUGUAUUUGAGCUGUCUGUGGCCAUUGGAGCCUUUCUUUAUAGGCCUUAGAAGUAUACACUAUUGCUGGUUUUGCAGGCAGCUCUCUACCCCAGAGCAGCUAUUUUAAGCCAUCUCAAAUUCUGCCAAUAGGGGUCUUUUGUGGAAGGCAUUCUUUUUACUGCUUACAGAAGAUCUCCCUGGAAAGAAUCUGAGAUAUCUUGCCUACUUUCUCUCCUCUAGCAUUCUCCUCAUUCAUUUCUUAUAUACCUUUCUUUCACGGGGAGUUGUUGUGGCAUAAUUGCUGAUAUGUAUGUAAAGGGACUAUUUACUAAAUAUAUUUCUUUGUGCUUAUUAUGUUAAGGGAAUGGGAAAGGCUAUAUUACCUGACCUGAGAGUAGGAAGAUCAACCAGAAAAGAAAUCAUGGGAGUAAUGAACCUUUAAAUUAUGAUUUGAUUAUCACAUGAUUAUGGAAGACUGUAUUAUGGGCAAAAACAUACCUACAUAUCAGAUAUAUCCAAAGAGAUAUUUUCAUUUUGUUAAAAAGUUCAAUUAUGGCUGGAGUGACCAUGUAUUCCUUUGUCUUUUGCUUUUCUUUCUGUGACAUUUAUGUCUCAUGUAAUUUGCAUUGCAUUGGUGGGAUGUUCUAGUACUGUAUUUGGCUUCAUUAAUAGAUUUUCAUAUACUAUAAUUGUAAAUAUUUUGAUACAAAUGUUUAUAACUCUAGGGAUAUAAAAACAGAUUCUGAUUCCCUUCA
This is a messenger RNA of Cavia porcellus (domestic guinea pig), 2827 nucleotides long. RefSeq names its product epithelial membrane protein 1 (gene Emp1). Bases 224 to 718 code for a protein of 164 amino acids. The record is from RefSeq and is a predicted model, not a curated record. Gene Ontology annotation, cellular component: plasma membrane. Lineage: Eukaryota; Metazoa; Chordata; Mammalia; Rodentia; Caviidae. The transcript has 5 exons.